Messenger RNA from Lampris incognitus (smalleye Pacific opah), 920 nucleotides. RefSeq names its product RNA binding motif protein 8A (gene rbm8a). The record is from RefSeq and is a predicted model, not a curated record. Gene Ontology annotation, molecular function: mRNA binding. Lineage: Eukaryota; Metazoa; Chordata; Actinopteri; Lampriformes; Lampridae. The coding region runs from base 21 to 548 and encodes 175 amino acids. Gene Ontology annotation, cellular component: exon-exon junction complex; cytoplasm; nucleus. Gene Ontology annotation, biological process: RNA splicing. The transcript is spliced from 6 exons.
ACACGCAAUUUACAGAUAUCAUGGCGGACGUACUGGAUCUUCACGAAGCGGGAGGCGAGGACUUUCCUAUGGAUGAGGAUGGCGACGAAAGCAUCCAUAAAUUGAAAGAGAAAGCAAAGAAGAGGAAAGGAAGGGGCUUUGGCUCAGAGGAAGGAGCUAGGUCCAGAAUCAAAGAGGAUUAUGAUACUGUGGAACAAGAUGGUGAUGAGCCAGGCCCUCAAAGAUCUGUGGAGGGCUGGAUCCUGUUUGUAACCGGAGUCCAUGAGGAGGCCACGGAGGAGGACAUCCAUGACAAGUUUGCUGAGUUUGGCGAGAUCAAGAACUUGCAUCUUAACCUUGACCGUAGAACAGGAUACCUCAAGGGUUACGCACUGGUAGAGUAUGAGACAUACAAGGAGGCCCAAGCAGCCAUGGAAGGGCUGAAUGGCCAAGACCUAAUGGGCCAGCCAAUCAGCGUCGACUGGGGUUUCGUCAGAGGGCCACCCAAAAAUAAGAGGAGGGGAGGUGGACGGAGACGCAGCCGCAGCCCAGACAGGAGACGGCGUUGAUCCUGUGUUCUCUGAACUUCACAGGCAGUAUAUUAUCAUUUUGUCUGCCGAAGAGAAGAUAAUUUUGGUUCUUUUGUAUUGUAUUGGUUCUCACGAUGAAAAGCUGUACGGUGUCUUGUGGGUAAUGUAAAAAGUUACACGUGGUGGUUCAACACAGAAUUUGACUAAUUUUUUAAAGAAAUGGCGAUGUACGCAUUAGGGGUUGUGAAUUGUUUUUCUCUUUAAAACUAAUAGUUCUUAACAAGUAUGUUUUUCUUUUUAAUUCGCAAUCUUUUGUUUCAAGUUUCCCUUUGUUUAUGUUGUGUGCAUUGUAUGCCACUGGAGACUUUUAUUUUAUAAUCCUUGGAAGAAUUAAACUUUUUAAAACUGAAA